Nematostella vectensis (starlet sea anemone) is the source of this 2081-nucleotide messenger RNA. Its product is annotated as TGF-beta-activated kinase 1 and MAP3K7-binding protein 2. Gene Ontology annotation, molecular function: ubiquitin binding. The transcript is spliced from 9 exons. Lineage: Eukaryota; Metazoa; Cnidaria; Anthozoa; Actiniaria; Edwardsiidae. Bases 157 to 1365 code for a protein of 402 amino acids. The record is from RefSeq and is a predicted model, not a curated record.
CCUUAUUGUUAUGCGCAAACUCCUGUCGAACGGAACUAGUGGACUUCGAUUUUCGCACAAAAUGCACCUUUCUCCCCUCGUAAUUUAACCUCAAAGGGGUGUUUUGACGGGAGAACAGAUUGCAGGGAGUUUAUUGUGUUAUUUGGUAGCUGACAAAUGUCUAAAGUCUGCACCGCAAAGGGUGAAGACAGCGAAAAACAUGAUUCCGUGAAGGCAUUGCAGUCUCGAUUCCCGGAGUUACCAUUGGACGUUAUCGCAAAAUUUCUAUCCCAGCAUGCUGGAAAUCUUGAGAAGUGUAUUGUAAUUCUAAGCCAAGAGAGUGACAAAUACCUAUAUGGAGAGGACGUCGUGGCUGAUAGCCCCACCCCUGUACCUGUUCAACCAAGCACAUCUUCAGCGGCAAGUCGACCAAAUCUAUCAGCUUCUUCUGCACCUUUAGAACCCUUGUCAAUCACAAUACCACCGUCCAAUAUCACAGAACGGGCUCCUGGCUAUGGUCCUCUAUCUGUAAUGCCAGUUACAAGACCUUUGACAAUUGCCAUUCCUUCAUCUAGCUGUCUAAGCACUGUGUCUGAAGCUGAGGCUGCAAAUACAAGACACCAAUCAAUAGAUGCUUAUAGUCAAAAGCUGAUUCAACAUCAGCAGCAGAGACUAGAAAGAAUAAAAAAAGAAUUAGAACACGAGAGAGAGAACUUAUUUAAAUUACAAGUAGCUGUUCGGGAAAAAGAAGAAGAGCUGUUCCACAAGAAAUACAAAGUAGCAGAUAAUCCAACGGAGUCUAACAUUGCUCAUUUGCAAGAAGAGACUGAAGUCUUACGAUCAGAAGUGGAUCAGAUGGCCAGUCAGAUUGACAAAUUAAAUCAUGGUGCAAGUCCACCACUCGGCAUUAUCAAUCCCCAGCAGGAUGUCUACCAGUUUCCUACUCCUCUGCCGCAAAGCAACCAUUACCACCAGGGAGGCCCGCAUCAGAUGAGAAAGAGCUUAAGUUUUCCACGAGAUCCAGGUGUUCUGCACUAUGGUCCGCCUCAUCGGCAACACCCUCCAUAUCCUGUCCAGCAACCACCAUACCCUGUGAAUGGGAUGCCUGGGGCAAUGCCCAUGCCGCCAUGGAUACCACCGUAUAAUGCCCAUCAUGGUGAAGAGGGAGUUAAUCCAAACCAAAGCCCUACUAGAGACCCUAGCCUCGAAAGGCAGGGGUGGAUUCUUAUUCCUCCUAGUGACCUUCCCAGGUCCCCCUCUGUGUCAUCUGUUACUAGUUGCCCAGAACCCAUACAAGAAGAAAAACCCUGGCAAUGUAAGCAUUGUACAUUGGAGAACCAUGGUGCUCUUAACGUAUGUGAAGCUUGCGAUAUGCCAAGAGAUUGACCAGCCAUAUGGUUACUCUUUACAACUACCAGCCCUACUGCUAUGUAGACUUACAGACAUUGUUGCUUGUAUCUGAUACUGCUCUUGUUAGGACACAAGCUAAAAAAGUGAAAGAAAGUGACAGUGUAUACCAUGGAAGAUUCACUUUGAAACCAUUGGGGAUCUUUGGACUGUGUCAAUUUGCAAGAAAUUUAUCCUGUACAGAUAUGACAUAUCAUGUUUACUUUCAGUAUGGAGUUAACAGUACAUUUACAUUAUAAGUUUGGUAUUCCAAACUGAGGCAUGAUGUUUGUGAGCUGUCCCAACAUCUGUUCAUGAGUUUUCUAGUCCUUUGUUGGCACUUUCGAUGUAGAUAAGCCUUAUGUAAGCAAAGUUUGUUUUUAAUGGUUUUUGGGAAAAGUGAAUGAUUUCCAUUACUGUGCAUUGCCUAAUGAAUUUCAGUCUGAAGAGCUUUCAACAUCCACAGGUCACUUAUGACACAGUUGGAUUUACUUUAAAAACACAGUGUAAAUAUAUCAAGAUUUUUUUAUGAGGAGAAGAAUGAUGGUACAUACAAUGUACUCUGACAUCUGAAGAUGCUUUAUACUUGGAAGUUGUACAUUUGAAUCCAGCUACAGAGAAGAAGGAAUUUUACUCUGGGAUUGCACUGGAGAUGUAGCAAGAGUAUUGUAGUUUAUAAAUGUAGUAAGAGAAAUAAAUGAACAUUAAUCAAAAAA